Choloepus didactylus (southern two-toed sloth) is the source of this 6490-nucleotide messenger RNA. It is a transcript of the gene WDR17, whose product is annotated as WD repeat domain 17. NCBI's taxonomy places the organism in Eukaryota, Metazoa, Chordata, Mammalia, Pilosa, Megalonychidae. Gene Ontology annotation, molecular function: protein binding. The coding region runs from base 255 to 4199 and encodes 1314 amino acids. The transcript has 31 exons. The record is from RefSeq and is a predicted model, not a curated record.
CACUGUUCCCUGCGCCCGGUUGCCGCUGUCGGAUUUAUGGAGCGCCUCUCCCCGCCCCUCGGAAUCCCCGGACCGGUCACCCCGCCCCCGGGAGCCCGCGCGGGCGGGGCGGGUUCGCUCCCGGGUCGGGCUCGCGCCGUCUCUAAGCUGCUUCAGCACCUCGGGCUGUCCGCUGCUGCAGACGCUUCCUCCUCCAGGUGCUGACUGUUCUGAUGCCGAGUUUCCAAUUGCCUUGAUUAAAGUAGAAACAUUCUAUGGCUUGGAUGACUUACAUUUCAAAUUGGUUUGAGCAAGAUGAUUGGUAUGAAGGACUACAAAGAGCAAACAUGUCCCAGGUAAGGCAAGUGGGACUGCUGGCUGCUGGAUGUCAGCCAUGGAACAAAGAUGUGUGUGCUGCCAAUGGAGACAGGUUUGCAUAUUGUGCUACUUUGGCCAUCUAUAUUUAUCAGUUGGAUCACCAUUAUAAUGAAUUCAAACUUUAUGCAAUUAUGUCUGAACAUAAAAAAACAAUCACAGCAAUCUCUUGGUGUCCACAUAAUCCUGAUUUGUUUGCAAGUGGCAGUACUGAUAACUUAGUGAUCAUUUGGAACGUCGCAGAACAAAAAGUCGUUGCUAAACUCGACAGUACAAAAGGAAUGCCUGCCUCUCUCUGCUGGUGUUGGAAUGCAGAUGAUGCUGUGGCAUUUGUCUCCCACAGAGGUCCACUGUUCAUUUGGACCAUCUCAGGACCAGAUAUUGGAGUGACUAUACACAAAGAAGCUCAUAGCUUCUUGUCUGAUAUCUGUAUAUUUAGAUGGCAUACCCAAAAAAGGGGGAAAGUUGUGUUUGGUCAUAUUGAUGGAAGUCUUUCAAUUUUUCAACCAGGUAAUAAAAGUCAGAAACAUGUUCUGAGACCUGAAUCUCUUGAAGGGACAGAUGAAGAGGAUCCAGUUACUGCCCUGGAAUGGGACCCACUAUCUACUGAUUAUCUUCUUGUGGCUAAUUUGCAUUAUGGAAUUCGCCUAGUAGAUUCUGAAUCACUUUAUUGCAUAACAACAUUUAAUUUUCCCAGUGCUGCAGCCUCUGUACAGUGCUUGUCCUGGGUUCCUAGUGCUCCUGGCAUGUUUAUAACUGGAGAUUCUCAAGUGGGUGUUUUACGCAUUUGGAAUGUUUCAAGAACAACACCUAUUGAUAAUUUUAAAUUGAAGAAAACAGGAUUUCACUGCUUGCAUGUCCUUAGAUCUCCUCCAAGGAAAAAAUUUUUGGUCCAGUCUCCAACCAAAAAUCAUUAUACAUCCUCAACAAGUGAAGCAGUUCCACCCCCUACUUUGACACAGAACCAAGCAUUUUCUCUUCCUCCUGGUCAUGCAGUGUGCUGUUUCCUGGAUGGUGGAGUUGGACUUUAUGAUAUGGGAGCCAGGAAGUGGGAUUUUCUUAGGGACUUGGGACAUGUGGAAACUAUCUUUGAUUGCAAAUUCAAACCUGAUGAUCCCAAUCUUUUAGCAACAGCUUCAUUUGAUGGCACUAUAAAAGUUUGGGAUAUAAACACAUUAACAGCAGUGUAUACUUCCCCGGGCAAUGAAGGGGUUAUUUAUUCCCUUUCAUGGGCUCCAGGUGAUUUAAAUUGUAUUGCUGGGGCAACUUCCCGAAAUGGUGCUUUUAUUUGGGAUGUUAAAAAGGGCAAAAUGAUACAACGAUUUAAUGAGCAUGGAAAAAAUGGAAUAUUCUGCAUUGCCUGGAGUCAUAAAGAUUCCAAAAGAAUAGCAACCUGCAGUGCUGAUGGUUUCUGUAUUAUUCGAACCAUUGAUGGUAAAGUGCUCCACAAAUAUAAACAUCCAGCUGCAGUUUUUGGUUGUGACUGGAGUCAAAACAACAAAGACAUGAUAGCCACUGGCUGUGAAGACAGAAGUGUCCGUGUUUUUUAUGUAGCCACCAGCUCUGACCAACCACUAAAAGUAUUUAGUGGGCAUACAGCGAAAGUGUUUCAUGUUAGAUGGUCUCCUCUGAGGGAGGGAAUUCUUUGCAGUGGUUCUGAUGAUAGUUCUGUUCGAAUCUGGGAUUAUACUCAAGAUGCUUGCAUAAAUAUUCUUAGUGGACACACUGCACCUGUUAGGGGAUUAAUGUGGAAUACUGAGAUUCCUUAUCUACUAAUCUCUGGCAGCUGGGAUUAUACUAUAAAAGUAUGGGACACUCGAGAAGGAAUUUGUUUGGAUACUGUGUACGAUCAUGGUGCAGAUGUAUAUGGUUUAACAUGCCAUCCAAGUCGCCCCUUCACUAUGGCCUCUUGUUCCCGUGAUUCAACAGUGAGACUCUGGUCGUUAACACCUUUAAUCACUCCUUUACAAAUAAAUAUUCUGGCAGACAGAGCUUGGGAAGAAAUUAUCGGGAACACUGAUUAUGUUUUAGAGCAAGGAACACCUCCUCUAUUGUGUGGUAAAGUGUCAAGAGAUAUUAAACAAGAAAUAGAGAAACUGACUGAUAAUCCUCGAAUGAAAAAGCUAAGAUGGUUUUCAGAAUGUUUAUCACCUCCAGGUGGCAGUAACAAUUUAUGGAACUUGGUUGCCGUGAUAAAAGGGCAAGAUGAUAGCUUACUUCCUCAGAACUACUCUAAAGGAAUAAUGCAUUUGAAACAUCUAGUUAAGUUUAGAACGUCUGAAGCCCAAGAACUAACAACAGUCAAGAUGUCUAAAUUUGGUGGUGGUAUUGGUGUACCUACUAAAGAGGAAAGACUGAAAGAAGCUGCUGAAAUACACUUGAGACUAGGACACAUGCAGAGAUAUUGUGAACUUAUGGUUGAACUUGGAGAGUGGGACAAAGCCCUGUCAGUUGCACCAGGGAUCUCUUUGAAAUACUGGAAGAAGUUAAUGCAGAGGAGAGCUGACCAGUUAAUCCAGGAGGAUAAGGAUGAUGUCAUCCCAUACUGCAUAGCCACUGGUGAUGUGAAAAAACUAGUCAAUUUUUUUAUGUCAAGAGGUCAACUUAAAGAAGCUCUGCUUGUUGCACAGGCUGCUUGCGAGGGAAAUAUGCAAACCUUACAUGUUUCUACACCUAAAGAAUCUUCAUAUUCUGAUGAUAUUUACAAGGAAGACGUGAAUGAACUCCUGCACAAAGUCAGUAAAGAACUGGCAGAAUGGCAUUUUCAGGAUGGCCGAGCAGUACUAGCCACAUGUUGCCAUCUAGCUGUAGAUAAUAUUGAGCUUGCUAUGGCAUACCUGAUCCGUGGAAAUGAGUUGGAGUUGGCAGUCUGUGUGGGCACGGUACUAGGAGAGUCUGCAGCUCCAGCAACCCACUAUGCCCUAGAAUUAUUGGCAAGAAAAUGCAUGAUGAUUCCAAUAUGCUUUCCAUCUGUUGGAUACAGGAAUUUGGCAGCUGAUCUUCUCCUGAUGAUUCCUAAUAAUGAACUACAGUUAGUAAAACUCUGUGCUUUCUACCCAGGAUGUACUGAAGAAAUAAAUGAUCUUCGUGAGAAGUGCAAACUACCCACAGUGGAAAAAUGUCUGCAGUUGGCUGAGACAGCCAAUGCAGAUGGCAAUAUAUUUGAAACAAUAAAAUAUUACUUGUUAAGUCAAGAACCUGAAAGAGCCCUUCCUAUUGGUAUUGACUUCAUCAAAGAACACAUCAGUAGUUCAGACUGGACUUUGGAUACCAUUUACCCAAUUCUUGACUUAUUGAGUUAUAUUCGUACUGAAAACUUAGUCUUGCAUACAUGCACUGAAGCUCGAAAUGAGUUACUGAUAUUAUAUGGUUAUGUUGGUGCAUUGCUGGCUAUCAGAAGACAGUACCAAAGCAUUGUUCCAGCACUUUAUGAGUAUACAAGUCAGCUCUUAAAGCGUCGGGAGGUAUCAGUACCUUUAAAAAUUGAACAUCUUUCUGAGGAAUUGGAUGCGUGGAGAGCUUGCACCCAGUCCACCAACCGAUCAACAGAAGAUUCUCCAUAUACACCCCCUUCUGAUUUACAAAGAAUGGUUUAUGCAACUUUACUCAAGAGAAUCAAAGAAGAACCACUCAAGGGAAUUAUUGGACCAGAUUAUGUGACCGGAUCAAAUCUUCCAAGUCAUUCUGACAUUCACAUCUCUUGUCUUACGGGAUUAAAAAUCCAGGGCCCUGUAUUUUUCCUUGAAGAUGGGAAAUCAGCUAUCUCCUUAAAUGAUGCACUGAUGUGGGCAAAGGUGAAUCCAUUCUCACCUUUAGGGACUGGAAUCCGACUCAAUCCAUUUUGAUAGAAGGUUUUUCUCCAUGCUUAAUUGCAUUUUUGUAAAGAAGAAUUUUUGUGGGUUAGUAUUACCUUAACUUUGGUUGUCCAAGAACCAAAUGUUGGGGGUGAGGGGUACAGAACUACAGUUGAUUUUAUUCUUUAAUUUCAAAAAAUAAAAUAUUUAUGUAAUGUAAAGAAAAAAAUAGAUGUCUCCUUUAUAAAACAAUAAUAGUCACAUUCAGGAGGAAAGUAAUAUUUAAAUUAUAAAGGACUAAAUAAUCCUAAAAAGCAUAAAAGUUUCACAAAGCAAAAAAGGUACCAAAUUUUUAAUAUUGUUAAAACAUUGAAAUAUAUAAAAUAUUGCAGCACUGAGAAUAGGGCUUGACAUAUAGGAAGUACUUAAUGAAUAUUUGGGUGAGUGUCUCCAUAAAUUGAAAAGUAAGGUUUGCUCAACUGAUCUUCAAGUUAACAAGUGCCUAUGUUGUCCUUUACAAUAAGUGUAGUAAGCCACUAGUUUUAGCUCAUAUUUAAUAAAGGUUGUCACAAGUUUGAUAAAUAUGAAUAAAUGGAUACACAGUCAAAAUAUUUUUCAGUUUUAUUAUUAAAAGAAGAUAAUGUUACCAAGCUUUCAUCUGAUGUUGAACUGUCUGAUAUAAAGGUUUAGGUUAUGUAAGUAUGGAAAACAAUUGGGGGUGAAAGAUACAAAAUGCUGUCAAAUAUAUAUGAGAAUUUGCAUUAAAUAUAAUUAUUUUAAAUAGAUAUUUGGUGGGUACAGAUUUUAGUUUUUGAUGAAUUUAUUAUAUAAAUAAUAAAACUAAUUUAUAUUAACUUUCUUUAAAAUUCAACAAUUUAUUUUAUGAAAAUUAGUUUCAAAUAAAUGUAUGUAAGGAUAUUAGUUAAAAUUUUGGAUAUAUUAUGGAAAUUUAAUUAUUUUUAAUAUUUAUUAAAAAUGUAAAGCUGUAAAAAGUGUGAUGUGUGACUAGAAGUAUUGUAGUUGGACUAGAAUUCUGGCUUUGAGAUUUAUGAAAUGAGUACAUAGUAGGAUGAAUAGUACUUUGAUGCUCAAGUUGUUUUACAGGAUUUGUAAUAUAGAUGUUUUUGUCUGGCUUAACAGUAAGCUCGUAUAACUAAAGUAAUUGUGCAUUUUGUUAUCUUUAAAGUUAUUGCAUUUAAAAUCUUUUUAAAACCUUAUAAUAUGUACGUAUUUAUUAUAUUUAUCAGAAUGACUAAUUCUAACUCAUCAAAAAGAAAUUGCAGGCUUAAAUUCAAUUUUAUAAAAAAUCAGUUAUUAAAGAAACAUAGAAUGUAUGAAAUUCAGAGGUGCAGUGUUUAAUAUCAAGUGUAAUGUGAAGUAUUUUUUUAACUGAGUGAUAUGUAUAACUCAGAUUUUUCUUACAUGAGGAUUAUUAAUUGGCAUGUAUGUACCAGAUUCAAAAACCCAUGAUUCUUGUUCCCCACAGGCAUCAUCGACAGGAGUAACAGUCAUUUAAAUGAGUUUAAAUGAAGGCUGUUCAUGGUGAUAGGCAAGAUUUUCUAUGGACCAAUAUAUAAUAAUAAUCCAUCAGAAUAAAAGUUUAAUUAAUAAAUGCUGUCAGUCAGAAGGAGAGAUAAGUAAAAAGAAGCCAGCCCUUUCCAAUACAGGUGUUGGGUCACCAGCAGAAGCAAAGCUCACAGUCUCAUAUAGAGAAAAGACAGAGCGAGGUCAGCUUGCUUUGUGGGCAUUUGUCUCCUGUAGCCAACAGGACUAAAUCCAUGGCUGACUUAGGGAGAUAUCCUACUUGUUUGUGUGCUGCUGUAGUAGAGGAACCCCAUUCCCUCCCCAUCAGAGACAAAUAUACCAUUAGGGUGUGAGCUGGAUGUUGUAAAACGUGUCCGCCAGAAUCAGACUGUCUCCGGUGAAGUUUACAUAUGCUUAGGACAAAAGGGGAAGGAAUGUACUGGCAGUCCUCUUAUCUACUAAGAGAUUGUGUUUUAUCCUGCCAGGCAGAUACACCUGGUCCUGAGCACUGGAUGUAUUUGUGGGUCCCAGGGAAAGGCAGCAGGCCACUCUAGGACUGCCCCCUACCACAAAUAUCAUGUGUAAAUAUACAGGAAAAGAAUUGGUUCCUUUAAUUUCUGGUGAGGAAACCAUUUCAAGUAGAUUCACCAUUGCUACAAAAUGUAUGAGAAAGAAUGCUUACUAGUCGUGGUGAAAUAUGUUUAACUGUACCUUUAAAGUUAUUUCUGCUUGUUCUUUCUAUACUAAUAAAUUUAAUUUUGUAUUUCCAACAUUAACUGGCACAUAAUAGGUAUUCAAUAAAACACUGUUGAAUUGAA